This is a messenger RNA of Gopherus flavomarginatus (Mexican gopher tortoise), 3465 nucleotides long. Its product is annotated as serine/threonine-protein kinase 17A-like. The record is from RefSeq and is a predicted model, not a curated record. Gene Ontology annotation, molecular function: protein serine/threonine kinase activity; ATP binding. Gene Ontology annotation, cellular component: nucleus. Gene Ontology annotation, biological process: intracellular signal transduction; positive regulation of apoptotic process; protein phosphorylation. NCBI's taxonomy places the organism in Eukaryota, Metazoa, Chordata, Testudines, Testudinidae. The transcript is spliced from 7 exons. Bases 182 to 1282 code for a protein of 366 amino acids.
UGCAAGCCGCUGGCCCGGCGCACAGAGCUGCCCCCGGAGUCCGGACCGACCCGUCCAGAGCCGCUUCUCCCCGCCGGGCCGCCUCGCCUGGGACUGGGCCAGCACCGAGCCCCGGGCGCUCCGCACCAGCCCGCUCCAGGCUUCGGGCUCCGGGCAGCGCCGCCCGGGCGCCCCGUCCAGCAUGAGCCGCCAGGGCAUGGCCGCCCACACCCAGACCCGCAUCCGCACGGACCGGUUCGCCGACAGCUACACCCUGCUGGGCAGGGAGCUGGGCAGGGGCAAGUUUGCGGUGGUGAAGAAGUGCCUGGAGAAGGCCACGGGCCGGGAGUUCGCAGCCAAGUUCCUGCGGAAGCGGCGCAAGGGCGAGGACUGCCGGCUCGACAUCAUCAACGAGAUCGCCGUGCUGGAGCUGGCCGCCCGCAGCCCCCACGUGGUGGAUCUGCACGAGGUCUACGAGACUCCUGCCGAGAUCGUGCUGGUGCUGGAGUGCGCAGCUGGCGGGGAGAUCUUCCAGCAAUGCGUAGCAGAGCAGGAUGAGGCCUUCACCGAGCAGGACGUGAUCCGGCUGGUGCGGCAGAUCCUGCGCGGCGUCGCCUUCCUGCACCAGCACAACGUCGUCCACCUGGACCUGAAGCCCCAGAACAUCCUCCUGACCAGCAGCAGCCCCCUGGGCGACAUCCGCAUCGUGGACUUCGGGCUAUCGCGUCGGGUGGACGCCGUGCGGGAGGUGCGCGAGAUUCUGGGCACGCCGGAGUAUGUGGCUCCCGAGGUCCUGAGCUAUGAGCCCAUCAGCACAGCCACCGACAUGUGGAGCAUCGGGGUGCUGACCUACGUCAUGCUGACGGGCGAGUCGCCCUUCCUGGGUGACACCAAGCAGGAGACCUUCCUGAACAUCUCCCAGGUGAACGUGCAGUUCCCGCCCGAUGUCUUCCAGGGCAUCUCGGACCAGGCCAUCGACUUCAUCCGCUCCCUGCUUGUCAAGAACCCCAGGAAGCGAGCCAAGGCUGAGCAGUGCCUGCAGCACCCCUGGCUGGCCCUGGCCCCAGCCCCGGCCCCGGCGGUGGAGCUGGCGGCCCCAGUGCGGGCUGAUCUGGAGCAGGCCCCGGUGAGCGAGGGCAGCAGUGGCCCUGAGGAGGACGAAGAGCUGGUGCUGGUGGCCUCCUACAUGAUGCCCUGCCCCUGCCGCCAGCUGAGGGGCCUGGAGGUGCGGGAGACGGAGCUGGCUGGGGUGCGGAAGCCGUUCCCAGCCCUGCAGGAGAUCGCCCAGGAGCUGGUGUUCUGAGCCGGCCGCCCGCAACCCCUUUGCCUGCUGCCUUGGAGAGCAGCGCGGCGGACUUGCCACAGGCCUGCCGGGCACAUUUCCAAGCCUGUCCCGGAGUCGGGGCCCCUGGAUGCGAGAGGGACGGGCCCCCGGAGUGGGGGGCUCCCAGGGAGCAGGAGCAGCUUUGCCUCGGUCCUGGGGGAGCCAGUCGGGCACCCGGCUGCUCAGCCCUGCAGCCAUGGCUCCUGUGUACAUAGCACUGCAGGGGAGGACAGAGCCUGUCAGACGGGAUAGGGUGGGUCACUGUAGGGGAGGGGAGCCCCCCAGUGUCAGUGAUGGGGGACGGGAGCACCUGUUACCAGCGGGAGUUUGUUGGGGUAUCACUGCCCCGCACAGCUGGACCAGGCAGUGGCUGAAGGAAGAGACUGAACCCCUGUGGCCUCUACAGGAGACAAACACCAUGGAAAAGCCCUGGGGGUCACCCCAGAGCCCCACAUUCAAACUGCAACCCGAAAUCUGCAGCAGCUUCCCCCAGAGCAGCUGCCAGCGGGAGCACAGGGCCCAGCGGGGCAGAGGCUGCUCAGCUCGGAACCCGGGAAGCUCCAUUUGGGGGCUGGCCCUGCCUGCGGUCACUGCGGCAUAGGGAUGCCCCCCUCCAUCCUGUUGUGGGGCAUGGAAGGGCCCCACUGCCUGGCCCAGCCCCACCCAGGCAGCUGACCCAUGUUUUCCCUCUGGUUUCUGAAUUAGCAAAUUAGUUACUGGCCCAUUUGGUCCGGGGGGAGGUGGAGGGCUGGCUGCACUGCCACACUGUGCUGGCCAUGGGGCGAGGCCUGGGGAGGGCAAGGGGCGGAUGGCACCAGGAGCUGGCAGUGCCACCAGAUUUCUCUGAUGGUCCAGGUGCCAAUUGCAGGGUAAAGUGGAGCCGCCCCCGUUCUGCUGUGUUCACACCUUGGCAUCAGGCUGCCAGGCAGGGACUCGAGGGGGAGCCCCAAACCAGGCACUCCUGCAGCGGGUGCCUGGCCCAGCAGAUGGCGCCAUUGGGUUCCCCCCAAGUGAAGCCCAUGGGGCAGCCGCCGCGUCUGGCACUGGGCUUUGCGGCCGCCCCGGGAGGGACCGUGGCACCAGCUGCCACGUCUUUGCCUGGUUUUUUUGAACUAAAGGAUUAAAGUUUAUAUCUAUAAAAAUGUUGGCUCCUCCCCAGGGGGUCCCCAGGGGCCUCGUGCCCCACAUGGGCCCCACUCUCACCCAGACAGGCCCAGGGCCUAGCUCUCCUGCCCAGGGGCUGUGCUGCAGCCAGCAAUGGCUAAGGCAGGCUGCCCAGGGGACACCUCUCCCCACCAGACAGGAGCCUGGGCUCCAUGCAAGCAGCUUGGGCAAGGCACGGGUGCGGGGGUGGUGGCUGGGAGGAGCGGGUGUCCCAGGCCCCAGUGACCUGCUGCCUGGGGCCUCACACUUGCCGGCUUUGAAGUGAGCAGGUCACAGGGGCUCCCCGGCCUCUAAGGACUGAGGCCCCAUCGGGGCUGCAGUUCCAGCCAGGCAAAGUUGCGGUGCGUAAGGCAGGUGCUGUGUCCCCAGUGUGACGAGCUCCCUGGAGAGAUGGCAGAGCAGGUGGCAAGUGACUUUUAGCCCCCAUUGCCCACAUGGGGGGGCUGAGCCCUGCAGCUUCUAGCCUGCCGUGCCAAGCACCCAGCUCCCUGCCAGGGGCAUGACAGCCCAGCGCCCUGACUACCUCGCAAUCACACCUGGCCAGUCUGGUGCUGCUGGGCACAGGGGAGCUCAGCAGGGUUGGCUGCUCUGCCAGGCAGGCACCAGUUCACCCCCUUGCCCCGGGAUGCACCCAGGAAAUGCUGGGUGUCCCUCAGGACAUGCACAUGGCAGCGCAUGGGGUGCCCCCAUCUCAGCUGGCACUGGUGGGACAUGGCCUGACUCAUGCCCAGCCCUGCAGCUCUGCUUGUGGCUGCAGGAGCUGGGACCUAGGGCAGAAGGAGCAAACCCAGGUGCCCACCUCCCUGUCCUCCCUGGGGCUGGCUCUUGCCUCCAGCUCCUGGGAACAGGCGGAGGCUGAGCCCCCUACCCCCAGCUCGGUGGGCUUGCGCAGAGCAGCUUCAUCAGGCUCUGCUCCCACAUAAGCUGCAGUGAGAAGCCCUGCCCAGCCCAGGUAGGCAAGUCCUGCUAGCACCGAGUGCCUGCUGGGCAGCCCGUCU